Molecule: messenger RNA, 3566 nt
Organism: Solea solea (common sole)
Lineage: Eukaryota; Metazoa; Chordata; Actinopteri; Pleuronectiformes; Soleidae
Product: serine/threonine-protein kinase N2-like
Exons: 20
Coding region: 74-2563 (829 amino acids)
Biological process (GO): intracellular signal transduction; peptidyl-serine phosphorylation
Molecular function (GO): protein serine/threonine kinase activity; ATP binding
Source: RefSeq, a predicted model, not a curated record
CUCACUCACUCACUCACUCCCUCACUCCCUCCACAUGGGGCUGAAGUGUCACUGGUGAUCUCCUCUGCUCGUCAUGGAUCAGAUGUUGUCCACAGCUCAGCAGAUGCUGCAGGACAGUCGCUCCAAGAUCGAGCUGAUCCGACUGCAGAUUAUCAAAGUGGCUCAGGCUGGAGGCAGCAGCAGCAGCAGCAGCAGCAGCAGCAGCAGCAGCAGCAGCAGCAGCAGCGGAGGUGAUGGUGAUGGAGGUGGAGACAACAACAGCUCCACUAACAGAGAGGUUCCUCCGGUGAGCAUCAGUCCUGCUGGCGCUCGUCUGGCAGAGCUGCAGCACCACGUCCAGAGAGAGACGGACGCUCUGGUGUUGGCCAAAGAUGUGGUCAAGCAGCUGGAGGGAAUCUCCUCCCUGGACCAGAAGGCACUGACCGAGGCUCAGUCACGAGUGCUCGACUCCUCCCAGAAACUGGACCUCCUGCGCCUGUCGCUUGACAAACGUCUGAAAGACACGAGCCACACAGAGCCUCCACAGCAGCAGCAGCAGCCGCCAGCAGGGGGCGCCGACCCUUCAGAGGAACCCUUGACCACCCAGAUCAACAGACCUGAGUGUCCUCUGUCCACCUUCUCCAUGAGACCUGCAUCCUUAACUGGUAAACUUGAAGUCCGGCUUCUGGGAUGUGAGGACUUACUGUCAGACACAGCGCAGGACAAAUGUCCAACAAAGGACAGUCCACCAGCUGCUCACAGGACAGAUGGACAUCAAGCAGAGGUCGCUGCUGUGCUCAGGCUGGACGGCAGGCUGGUCGGCCGGACUCGGUGGGCAGCGGUCAGCAGACAGAGCUGGGACCAGGUGUUCUUUAUUCAGCUGGAGCGGUCUCGAGAGCUGGAGGUGGGAGUCUUCUGGAGGGACAGGAGAGAGAUGUGUGCUGUCAAGUUCCUGCGACUGGAAGAGAUGAUGGACAAACAGAACCAGAACCAGAACCAGGGUCUGAGUCUGGAGCCACAGGGUCUCCUCUACGCCAAGCUUGGGUUUGUUGACACGGUUGUGGAGCGUCAGCCCAAACUGAGACGUCAGCGCUGCAUCUUCACUAAAGAACGAGGGAAGAACUUCCUCAGAGCUGCUCAGAUGAACAUGAACUUUGCCACCUGGGGUCACCUGAUGAUGAACAUCCUCCCUCGCUACACCUCCUUCACCACGUUCAGCUCCACCCUGUGCACGACCCCUGACCUUUCCACCAACAUCACACAGCGAGCCACGGAGAAGGAGUCGCACAUCGCCACUGCACUGCCAAGGGACACGCCCGUCAUCAGACUCACUGACGUCACUGAGGAACAGGCUCCGCCCACCAGCCUCACAGACAGAGACGAGCCGCCACCCACCAUCAUGGUGACAGAUGACACGCCCUCCUCUGUGCCUGCACUGCUGCAACUGCAACAAGAGCAGCAACAACAACAACAACAGCAACAACAACAGCAACAACAACAACAACAGCAACAACAACAACAACAGGAACAGUCGUCCAUCAACACAGAGAGAAGUGAAGAUCAGCCGGUUUCUGCGCUCAAGACGCACGUGGAAGAUUUCAAAUACAUCUCAGUUCUGGGCAGAGGUCACUUUGGGAAGGUCCUGCUGGCCGAGUUUAAGAAGACGGGGAAACUUUACGCCAUCAAGGCUUUGAAGAAACGAGACAUCGUGACUCGUGAUGAAGUGGACAGUCUCAUGAGCGAGAAGAGGAUCUUUGAGAUGAUCAACGCGUCCCGACACCCGUUCCUGGUCAACCUGCACGGCUGCUUCCAGACCAGCGACCACGUCUGCUUCGUCAUGGAGUAUUUACCAGGCGGUGACCUCAUGAUCCACAUCCACAACCACGUGUUCAGCGAGGCCCAGACCAGGUUUUACUCGGCGUGCGUCGUGCUGGGAUUAGAGUUCCUUCACCUGAAUAAAAUCAUCUAUCGAGACCUGAAGCUGGACAACCUGCUGAUGGACGCAGACGGUUUUGUGAAGAUCACAGACUUUGGACUUUGUAAAGAAGGAAUGGGUUACGGGGAUCGAACCUCGACCUUCUGCGGGACUCCAGAGUUUCUGGCCCCUGAGGUUCUGACCGAUGACAACUACACCCGGGCUGUGGACUGGUGGGGGAUGGGCGUCCUCAUCUAUGAGAUGCUCGUGGGCGAAUCUCCGUUUCCUGGCGACGACGAGGAGGAAGUGUUCGACAGCAUUGUCAACGACGACGUGCAGUAUCCUCCUGCUCUUCCUCCUGACGCUGUCGCCAUCAUCCAGAAGCUGCUGAAGAGAAAUCCUCUGAAAAGACUCGGAGCUGGAGAACGAGACGCUAACGAGGUGAAAGGAGAGAAAUUCUUUGAGACGAUCGACUGGGAAGCUCUGCUCGCCAAGAAAGUCACGCCGCCGUUUCUCCCGUCCAUCGCAGAGUCCGUCGACGUCAGCAACUUUGACAGCGAGUUCACGUGUCUGAAGCCGAUCCUGUCGCCGCCCUGCAAACCCUGCAUUCUCUCCGCCCAACAGCAGGAGGCGUUCGCCGACUUUGACUUCUGUGCACUGCACGGAUGACACGACGGCGGCGACGCCACCACACUGAAACAGACGAUUGUCGACAGGUAAACAAGCGUGACCAACCAACCAACCAACCAACCAACCACCCACCCACCCACCCAACCAACCAACAACCAAGAAACAACCAACUAACAACCACCCACCCAACCAACCAACCAACAACCAACCAACCAACCAACCACCCAACCAACCAACCAACAACCAAGAAACAACCAAGAAACAACCAAGAAACAACCAACUAACAACCAACAACCAACCAGCCACUUUCUGUUAUUAUCUAAUCAGGUAUUUAAUCGUUAGCAUUGAUUAACAAACCUUCAGAUUACACUUUAGUGUUGGAUCACGUCGUCAUGUGGAGAAGGACAAAUGUCUCCGGCCCGUGUCCCCGCCCUCGUCUUCACACAGGAAGCUGCGUAUGAACCAGAGACAGAGAUGAGGAGAGACAGAGACGAGGAGAGACUAAAUGAUAAAAUAAUCUGUUGAUUCUUUUGUUUCAGUUUAGUAAAUUAUGUUCACAUUUAGAGGAAGUGAGUGGACACCAGUGCGAUUGACAGCUGGUAUCGUCCAAUAGGAGCCCGGCUACAGGCCACGCCUCUGAACUUCAUGUUUUCAUAAAGUGACACAGAACGAAUCACGAACAUCGAGUCAAAGACGACUUUUGUGACUUCCUCCUCAAAGUCUACGACCUGAAGGGCGGGGCCAGCAGGUGACACAGUUUCACAGGGGAAACGGGGGAUUGUGGGUAAUUGUGCAGCUGAUAAACAACAUGCUUCCAACUCUGAAAAACUCAUCCCAUCAUAAACAUUUAAACUGAAGUUUAGUGACGGAAACGACUCUGACAAACAUGUUGAUCAGGAAACGUGUGUUUGUUUGUUUGUUUGUUUGUUUGUGUGUUUGUUUGUUUGUUAGGAGCAGAGACGCUGAUGUGAUUGUAGCCGUUUAUCUUCUUCUCUGCUGCUGCUGUUUCAGAUCAAUGAUGAGGCUCAAACAGGAAGCUCCA